Penicillium antarcticum is the source of this 1575-nucleotide messenger RNA. Its product is annotated as acyl-CoA synthetase. NCBI's taxonomy places the organism in Eukaryota, Fungi, Ascomycota, Eurotiomycetes, Eurotiales, Aspergillaceae. Gene Ontology annotation, biological process: fatty acid metabolic process. Gene Ontology annotation, molecular function: medium-chain fatty acid-CoA ligase activity. The transcript is spliced from 3 exons. The record is from RefSeq and is a predicted model, not a curated record. The coding region runs from base 1 to 1575 and encodes 524 amino acids.
AUGCCGAUACCCACUCUGCCCCUCUUCGCCGCGGCAGAACAGCAUGCGCGCGACGACCCCAACAAAAUCGCGGUCAUCGACGCCACGAAACAAGAAUCCUUUACAUUCGUUCAAUUGCUAGCCGAUGCUGCAGCAUUAAGGAAGCGCAUGGUUGAACAAUUGGGUCUGACUGAGGACCUGGACGAGCGGCGCAUUGCAUUCUUAGUCCCCAAUGGGUAUGAUUACGUCGUCACGCAAUGGGCUGUGUGGGCAGCAGGAGGUGUCUGUGUUCCUCUAUGCACAAGUCACCCAGUGAAGGAGCUGUUAUAUACCGUCGAUGAUUCGGACCCCUCGUUGGUUAUUGUUCACCCAGCUUUCGAGAAGAUGGCACCAGCAUUGCGCGAGGGAUGCACUACCGACAUUCCAUUCAUGGGCCUUGAGCCAUUAAGUCGCAACGAUGCACCGACUAUGCCAUCCUUCUCUCCACCUUUUGCCCUUACCCGUCGCGCUCUGAUGAUCUAUACUUCCGGAACCACCUCAAACCCGAAGGGCUGCGUCACCACCCACGAGAAUAUCACUUUUCAGGCAAACUGUCUGGUCAAGGCUUGGGAAUAUAGCCCCUCAGACCGUCUCAUUCAUGUGCUGCCGCUCCACCACGUCCACGGUAUUAUCAAUGGUCUAGCCGCCAGUUUCUUGAGUGGUACCAUUGUCGAGAUGCACCCAAAGUUUGACCCAAAAGUGAUCUGGGAGCGGUGGCAGGAGGGCGGCUCAACUUUGUUCAUGGCAGUUCCGACCAUCUAUUCCCGCCUGAAUGAUUUUUUCGAUACUCAUAUUCGCGGCACUGAACACGAGAGUGCCGCACGGGCUGGAGCUCGCGCUCUCCGACUGGUGGUCAGCGGAUCUGCAGCCCUCCCCACUCCUAUCAAGUCGAAAUUUGCCGAGAUAUCUGGCCAGAUAUUGCUAGAGCGAUAUGGAAUGACCGAGAUCGGCAUGGCUCUCAGCUGCGGGCUUGAGGUUGAAAAGCGAGUUGAUGGCAGCGUUGGAUGGCCUUUGCCCGGUGUCGAGGUCCGAUUGACCGAAAAAGAAACAGGCAAGACCGUUGAAGGCGUGGACGAAGAUGGCAUGAUCGAGAUCAAGGGUGGGAAUGUUUUCCGCGAGUAUUGGCGCAAGUCCGAGGCAACUUCCUCGGAGUUCACAGCAGAUGGCUGGUUCAAGACCGGCGAUGUCGCCAGACGGGAUUCCACUGGCGCAUACUUUAUCCAAGGCCGUGCUUCUGUUGAUCUGAUCAAAUCCGGCGGUUACAAAAUCUCCGCGUUGGAAGUUGAGCGCAAGAUGCUCGCUUUGGAUGAAAUCCAGGAAGUGGCAGUCGUUGGUCUCGCAGAUCAAGAAUGGGGCCAGCGAGUCGCAGCAGUCGUCAAGUUCCGCUACGGAGCUGUACCUGUCGAGCUUCCGGCCCUCCGUGCGAGCCUCAAGAAUGAGAUGGCCCCUUAUAAAAUUCCCACUGUCUUGAAGGUUGUGGAUGGAAUCGAGCGCAAUGCUAUGGGCAAGGUCAAUAAGAAAGCCAUUGUGCAAAAGUACUGGCCAGACAAGGCAUAA